AUGGAUCGUUUACCUAAAGUGUGGUAUGAACAGGCCAGCAGCAUCGAAGAUUCGUUAUUAGUUUCCGCGUCAAAAGAUACUCCGUCGAGCAACCCCCUUAAACCUCCGCAAUCCCCGGCUAAAACCCCGUCCAAAAAAUCCCUCGCCAAGAAGGCUCGCCGAAAAUCCGGAGAGGCGGAAAGCGCAGGAAAUGGCGCAGAUGCAUCCGCGGAAAUUCCCCUGGUAGCUGGCGGGGAAACUGGCGCUGCCACUGGCGCGGAGGGGGGCUCGGGGGAAGGCGCAGGGGCGGGCGGAGGGGGGCAGGCGGAAGACCCGCGCGGGGGGCUGUCAGAGGCGGAGUGGAUGGCGCUGGCAGAGAAGCUACGGGGGGAAGGGGACGCGCUUCUGAAGGAGGCGGCGGAAGCGUAUGAGCGGCGCAAGGAGAGCAGCAGCGAUGCCAGGUGGCUCGCUGCCGUCCGUCGAUCUGGAACGGCCGCGGAUCGUGUGGCUGCGCUGACUGUGGUUAUACAGGACGACCCUGUAGCGAAUCUCUCCAACCUGGACGCGUUACUGGCCAUGGUGUUGAACAAGGCCACCAAGCGCCACGCCGUAGGCGCCAUGGACGCGCUCAGCGAGCUUUUCACCUCCUCGCUGCUCCCUGACUCGCGCAAGCUGCGCUGGCUGCACCAGCAGCCGCUGCUUCUCCUGUCCCCGCUAAAGGCAUCCCCGCUACAAGCCGCUUCGCUACAAGCUGCCUCGCAGCAGUCAAAGGGCGAGGGAAAAGCAGGAGGGAAGGUGACUGUAGCGGGGGGAGAUGCGGGCAGGAGGCUGCUGCGGCUGUGGCGAUACGAGGAGUGCUUGAAGGAGCGGUUCGAGCGGUUUUUGGAGGGGUUGGAGGAGGGCGGAAAGGACGUGGUCGAGUUUGUGCGCGACAAGGUGCUUCGCAUUCUGCAUGCCCUGCUGUCGUCCAAAGCGGAGGGGGAGAGACGGGUGCUGCAGGCGCUGGUGAACAAGCUGGGAGACCCGAGUCGAAAAGUGGCCUCCAAGGCCAGCUACCUGCUGGGCUGUCUGCUAGACGCCCACCCCAACAUGGCCCCCGUGGUGGUGAAACACGUGGAAGCAUUUGUCUUCCGCCCCAACAUCAGCACGCGCGCGCGGCACUACGCGGCCGUCUUUCUGAACCACAUCACCCUGUCGCACAAGGGGCUGGGCCCCAUGCUCGCCAGACAGCUCAUUGACCUCUACUUCGCUCUGUUCAAAGUGGUGACGAUGGGUGCGGGAGGGGAUGGGGACGGGGACGGGAAGGGGCGGUGGGAGGGGAGAGGAGGAGAAGGGAGGGGUGGAGGGAGAGGGAGAGGGAGGGGUGGAAAAAGAGGGGGACGGGGAGGAGAGCGGGGGGGAAGAGGAGGGAGAGGAGGGAGGGGAGGGAGAGGAGGAGGGGGGAGAGGAGGGGGAAGGAAAGGGAAGGACCGGUUUGUGUCGGCAGCAGCGGCGCCGGGAGUGGGAGGGGUGGAGGGGCAUGAGUUGGAAGCAGAUAGUGCAUUGCUGUCGGCUCUUUUGACAGGUGUGAAUUGUGCAUUUCCAUACGUCGCUGAGUUACCAGAGGUGAUAGAGUUGCUCUCAUCUCCUUCCUUAUCCCUUCCCCUCCCAAUGGCAGGUGUGAACCGUGCAUUCCGCUACGUGGCAGAGGAUGAUGUUACAGAGGUCAUUGAAACGCACACACCCCUCCUCUUCCGCAUGGUGCAUGCGGCCAGCUUCAAUCUGGGCGUGCAGGCGCUGCUGCUGCUGUUCCAGCUCAUGGGCAAGAGCGCUGCUCUCAGCUCCCGCUAUUACCGCGCACUCUACUCUGUGCUCUUCUCACCUGCUCUCGCCAAGUCUUCUAAGGGUCCCAUGUUUAUGGCGUUGGUGUUCAAGUCAAUGAAAGCAGACGUCAACCUCCCGCGCAUUGCAGCGUUUGCCAAGCGGCUGCUGCAGGUGGCGCUGCAGCAGCAGGCCACAUUCGCAUGCGGGGCCCUACUCCUUAUUUCCCAAGUGCUCAAAAUCCGACCCAUGUUGUGGAGUGCUAUCUUAGAACCAGAAGCAAAUACAGACGACGUGGAGCAUUUUGUGGACGUGGAUAAGGAAGCAGCUAGUAACGAGGAUGGGGUUGAGGGGAAGAAGGUGCAAGGGAAAGGAAGAGGCGAGGAGGGAGAUGAGGAAGAGGACGAAGAUGGGAGAAAGAGGAGGGAGGGAACAUACGAUCCAAAGCAAAGGGAGCCGUCCCUGUGGACCUCUCCCUCUCUUCGCCUUCCUCUUACUCCCAUUUUCCCCCCACCUUUUCCCCCGCACCCGCCCUUCCCUUCCCCCACCUUACGCCCCUGCUCCUGCCCCAUCAACCCCUCCCUCCUCCCCACUCCCUCCAGCCAUGCGGAUCGCGCGUGCUGGUGGGAGCUGGCAGCAUUGGCAGCGCACAUGCACCCCACAGUUUCUCGCCUCGCCGCCUCCCUGCUCUCAGGCGAACCCGCCUCCUUCACAGGCGACCCCAUCCAGGACCUCUCCCUCUCCGCCUUCCUCGACCGGUUUGCUGAGAAGCAGCAGAUGAGAAUGAAAGCUGCGGGUAGGGAGAAUGCUGCUUCUGCUGCUGCGGUGGCGGCGGCAGGGGGGAGGAGAAGCGUGGGGUUUGUGAAGGAUGGGGGGAAGGGGCAGGAGGCGGGGGUGAAGAGCAAGCGGCACAUGAAGCUCAUGCUGCGGUGGCUCAUGGAGAAGAAUCAGAUCCGCAUCAAGUGCCUCACACAUGACCCCUCAGCGCCACACCAAGCAGGUUCGGCAGGGUCAGCAGGUUCGGCAGGUGGUGCAGCGGCUGCCGCUGCUGCUCCGAGGGGAGCUGGAUCGGGUGCCUUUGCUGCAGCGGCAGCGGGUAGAGUGCAACCGGCUGGCUUUGCUGCCUCACACAUUGCAUGGGCGCCGCAGAUCAAGCCGCUUUCCGGCACCGACAUCCCCAACAGCAAACGUAUGUCCAAGCAGCCUAAAGCGGAAUCCGCUGCUGCGCCAGCCACCGGCUCCGACGACAAUUCCGCCGCUCCUCCCGCCAUGCGCAUGGACAACCGGUCUGGAUGCACGGAAAAUGGUGCCUGCGCGGUUGCGGUGACAAUAGAAGGGGUGGACGAGCGGGGAGACGUGCAAGCUGUCGAGGCUUUGCGGCUGGAGGAGGACUUGAUUCUCACGGGAAGGGAGGUUUGCGUUUUCGACAACCGAGGGAUUGGCAACAGCACGUGUCCCACCGACAAGAAUGCGUACACAACUGCGAUCAUGGCGAUGGAUGCACUGCAUCUGGUGGAUCACCUCGGCUGGACGCAUUUCCACCUUGUUGGCCAUUCCAUGGGCGGUAUGAUCGCCAGCAAAGUGGCUGCCACCGCUCCCCACCGAGUGAAAUCCCUGGCGCUUAUCAGCGUCAGCGGUGGCGGCUUCGACCUCUUACCCAGGCUUGACAGCCGGCUCUUCUCGGUGGGAGUGAGGAUGAUGAAGGCGCGUACGCCCGAGAUGAGGGCGCACGUGGACCUGGACACGCACUUCUCGCGGGAGUUCAUGGACGAGGUGGCUGGCAGCUCGUCGCGGAGGGACCUCCUGCACGUGGAGUACGUGCAGGUUCUGUCGGAGCCAGGGGCAAUGCAGCCACCGCACGCUGCGAGCGGGCAUUUCAACGCGUGCUGGACCCACAAGCUGACCCGGGACAAUAUUGACAGCAUCUGCAGCGCUCGCAUCCCUACUGCCGUGAUCCAUGGAGUGGAUGACAUCAUAGCACACGUCUCCCUGGGUGAGCGCGUCGCCAAGCGCCUGGCAUUCGUGGCCCGGUUCAUCCCACUCCUAGGGGCGCACAUGGUGGUGCGAGAGCGCACGCACGAGGUGAACGCGUGUCUGGAGGAGCUCUUUGAUGCCGGGGAGGCUCGCGUGCCUGUGGAGCAGUGGGUGCGGAGUCGUAGUGAUUUGGACCUGCCUGGCUCGGCACGCGAGCAGCAUGAGAAGGCCAAGAAGAAGACUCUUGCGGCGCAAUUCAGGCACGCAUGCCCGCAACGAUACCCUUCCUCACCCCCCGUCUCCCCUUCCACCUAUUUCCCCUUUCACCCGUCCCCCUCGCCACACCUACAGGGCUCUGCUGUGGACCCUGUUUCUCCCCCUGUACCUCGUGAUCUGCCAGCUGCUAUCGUGGCCAGUACCCGACGAAAAGAGCCCAGCUUACAGAUCUCAGAGUGA
This is a messenger RNA of Closterium sp. NIES-65, 4209 nucleotides long. Lineage: Eukaryota; Viridiplantae; Streptophyta; Zygnematophyceae; Desmidiales; Closteriaceae. The record is from the annotation of a GenBank genome assembly.